Messenger RNA from Galeopterus variegatus (Sunda flying lemur), 2956 nucleotides. It is a transcript of the gene FAM204A, whose product is annotated as family with sequence similarity 204, member A. Bases 184 to 885 code for a protein of 233 amino acids. The transcript has 8 exons. The record is from RefSeq and is a predicted model, not a curated record. Lineage: Eukaryota; Metazoa; Chordata; Mammalia; Dermoptera; Cynocephalidae.
AUGUCAGCAGGCUAGGUAGGCAGCCUCCGCCGGAGGGCACGGCGCUCGGUUCUGUGUCCGGGGGUCGGGGCUGGAGUGUGGCACUGCCGCCGGAAAGCCUGCGGAGGUCUGGGUUGUGCAGCCGAGCAGGACAAGGUGUACCUUUCUAGAGCCACCCUUUGCAAUCUUGAACCUCAAGAAAAGAUGUGGAGUGGGCUGCUGCCUCCUGGUCUAAAUGAAAGUGAUGUUGAGUCAGAUUCUGAAGAUGAAGCCACAUUAGAGAACUCUGGACUUAACUUACCAGAAGAUAAAGAGGAUGGGACCAUUAGAAAAACAGAAAUGUCAGAUUUCCCAACAGAUGGACCAAAAACUGAAACAGCGGCAAAUGUAAAUGCAUAUGAAGAGUGUCCUUCUGGAAUUCCCUUAAAUAUGUGGAAUAAAUUUCAAGAAUUGCAUAAAAAACAUUCUGAACAGAAAACCUCAGCCUCAAGAUGCAGAAGGAAGAAAAGAAAACGCUCCAGAAAAGGUAAAUUGAAGAGUGAAAAAGAAUUUCACAGUGAACAGUCCUCAAAUGAAACCCAGUGGAAGGAGCUUACUCAGUAUUUUGGAGUCAAUGAUAGAUUUGAACCCCCUGUUAAAAAGAAAAAAGUUGACAAGUCAGGUCUUGAAAAGAGGAUAGAUCAGGCUGUGGAGGAGUGGAACAUUGAGAAGGCCGAGGAGCUCAGCAACCAGCUAGCUACUCGAGAGCUUGGUGUAAAAAUUGCCAAAGCAGUUGCCUGCCACAAUUUUGUAAAGGCCAAAAAGGAGGCUGAAAAUUCACAGGCUGCUCGAAAAAAGAAGAAACUCGCAUGGGGGUUUGAAGCAAAGAAGAGAUGGGAAACCAAAAGCAACAUGGGAUAUAUGUAACUUGCCAGAGUUCUUCAGGACAUUUGUAGACUCAAGCACUCAAUUUAUUGAAAAGAUUUUUUUUCUUAUGUUAAAUAUGUCAGGAAAUGGAUAAAAGUAGAAAAAAUAAGCAUAAAAUCUGGGAAUUAUUAUCAGCUCUUCUCAAUCUUUCUCUAAGGAGUUCAUCUUAUUGAAGUGAAUGAAAUGAAGCCUUCUGUUAUUUGUGUAAGAAGUCUGAGCUUAUGUGUGGGAAAAAAGGAUAGGGCUUAAUUUAGUUAGUUAGUUUUAUAGAUGUACAGUAUAAAAUCAAUUUUGCUUUUUCAUUCCAUUUGGUGUAGCAUAGCCAGUGAGCUCCUUGUACAAAGUACUUAUCUGUACUGGGUAUAACUGCACUUCUGCUUACUGGAAUUGUGUUUUUAAGAUUGGCAUUUGUUUAUAAUGGAUUAGUCAUCAGUGCAAAAAAGUCUCAGUUGAUACUGUCUUUACAAAUGACUUGAAUUGCCUUCAUGUUACAAAAGUAAUUAUCGAUUCUUUAUUGGGUGCAGUAGAAUUGAUAUUUCAGUCACCUAAUAAAAGCAGCUGAUGAUUUUUGUGUACCUUCACAUAAAAUAUUAUAAUAAAAAAGACAGAAUAUAGUAUUUGGAAGAUGAUUUAAAUUCAGCUCUGCCUAGAAUUGUCUUCCUAAAUGUCUCUCUCGGCCAUGUCAUUCUUUAAAUUAUGAGAUGGUUCUUUGAAGAGAAAAUAGUGUAAUUGUGUUAAACAGACAGUUAUAACUCAAGAUAUUGUAAUUUUGAACCUUCUAAGAACCGAUUUGUUUGUUUUUACUGCUCUUCCCCAUUACUCCUUUAAAGAUUGAAUGAGUUAAUGAGGAUAAAGAGAGGAUUGGUACCACAGGGAGUAGUUUUCACUAGAUGUGUGUUUCAUGCUGGUGACCAAGACUGCAGUGGGGUGGUUGGCACCUCCCCCUCGGUGCCCAGAGAGGUGAGGAGCUGCCAACUGUGGUUUUCGCCAGUUCUUGUCCUUCCCCCAGCCUUUGUCACAGGUUUUCUAGCUGUCUGGUAGAAACUUUCUCUGGUUUGAUAAUACAAAUUCAGGAACAUAUAAAAUGAGUUGUGAUUAUAAUUAUAUUAUUACGUUAUUUUUAGGUUUAAAAUAGUAACAAAAUUUUAUUAAGUUAUGGUGGUACAAUUAAGUUUUUACUAUGUUCUGGAAUAAAUGAAUAACUAGUUGCUACUUAAGAGUACAAAAACCAUAUCUUUCAUUUAGUUGAGAAAAUUCAGUGUAGAGAAAGCAAAAUUUUAGGAGACUGCAUAGCUAUUAAUUCAUUAUGAAAAGGUAUCCAGACGAAAUAUUGGCAAAUCUUAUAUUUUAUAAUUUAAAAUCCCCUAUUCUGUUUUAUAGAUAUAAUCGUUCACUGCUUACCUACAACAUCCCAUUUCAAACUGCCAAUAGGUGAAUACAAACUUUGUAUAGUAUAGGAAUCUUUCCUAUAAAAAUCCAUUGUGGGGGAAAUAUCCACUUCACAAUCCAAUGGUUUUUGUCUGAGACAUUAAAAAUGUUUUGAGCAGGCAGGUGAUGUCGAUAUACUCACGCAUAGGGCCGAGUCAGGCAUUUCCACUCCUUAGAGCAUUUCGUGAUCCCUGCAGGCAUGUUUUUCACUACUCAUGCUGAGGCCUUGCCAGAGAGGCCUCCUUUAGGGUCUGAUUUGGGAACCUCUAACCCAAAGUUCAGCUGCUGAGGCCUUCCUCAGCCCCCUCAUUGCCCUGCUCAGGGUUCUCAUGUAGGUGGGAGCAUUUUAAAUGAGUGGAAGGCAUAGUGGCAGGAUCAGACGUAGUGUGGGACUCAUUUGAUAAGGGAAGCCACAUCUCAUAAGGCCUCACUCUUUCAGGGACAUGGGUUGUGAAAAGCUCCAAAACAUGUUACUGCGGAGGAGGGAGUGAGAGGGAAAGAUUUGGGGGAGAGGAAGGGACAGAUAUUCCUGAGUUGUUCCUGCUGGUAUGUCAUUUGGGACCAGUUUUGUUUGAUCAGCUUAAAUACAUAUUAGACAUGUUACUCAUUGAAGCAAUAAAAUGGGAACAUUAUUCCUAGACUA